GAUGGAGUCAUCACAUUUAGUUACUUCAAGCAUCAAGUAACCAUCUAUAUAUUUAUUUAUUUAUUUAUUUAUUUAUUUCGAAGACUUCAUUACAUUAAAAUGGCCGGUGGACGAAAAUCAAAAAAGGAAGGAGGCAAGAAAGCCCAAAAAUCAACAUCCAAUGCUUUCUCUAUGUUUGAUCAAAACAAAAUUCAGGAAUUUAAGGAGGCUUUCUCUAUCAUGGACCAGAACCGAGAUGGCUUUAUCAACAAAAUCGACUUGAAAGAUACAUACGCAGCUUUGGGGAUCCGUGACGUCAGCAUGGACAAACUUGAAGCAAUGGUCCUGGAAGCUCCGUCUGCAAUCAACUUUACCGUCUUCCUCAACAUGAUGGCUGAUAAAUUACAUGGAACCGACUCCGAAGAUGUCAUCGUUCAAGCUUUCAAACUUCUUGAUCCUGAACAGAAAGGAGUCAUCCACAAAGACUACUUAUCGCAACUUCUCAUGACUCAAGUCGACAAAUUCAGCAAAGAAGAGGUCGAGCAAAUGUUCGAAAUCGCACCGAUAGAUGUCGCUGGUAAUCUGGACUACAAAGCACUGUGUUACGUCAUCACCCACGGACAAGAAGAAGAAUAAAGACCAAACAAUUAUUAAAACCAUUUUCUACUUCGUUAACACUAUAAUUACGUCAAAGUUUUUUUUAGAAAAUAAAAUGUUUAAUUUCUAAAUUCAAAUGUUUCUUAAUUAAUUCGAACACGCGGCAGUUUAUUUAAUCAAUACAAUUCAAACGCAAACAUCAUUUCUUGGUCAGUACCAUUUUGUCCGGUUCAAUACAGCCGUACCAUUACCAGAGUUUAAAAACGAUAAGAGCAUGCGGCACAAAUUUUUAUAGCA
This is a messenger RNA of Ciona intestinalis (vase tunicate), 873 nucleotides long. Its product is annotated as myosin regulatory light chain, smooth muscle-like. NCBI's taxonomy places the organism in Eukaryota, Metazoa, Chordata, Ascidiacea, Phlebobranchia, Cionidae. Gene Ontology annotation, molecular function: calcium ion binding. The record is from RefSeq and is a predicted model, not a curated record.